Messenger RNA from Caenorhabditis auriculariae, 5356 nucleotides. NCBI's taxonomy places the organism in Eukaryota, Metazoa, Nematoda, Chromadorea, Rhabditida, Rhabditidae. The record is from the annotation of a GenBank genome assembly.
AUGCUCAACCAGGAUUUGAACGAGUUUUUGAGUUUGACCGUGGAUUUUAAUUUAGAGAACGAGGAGAAGAAAAAAGGUUGGUUCGAAACGGACAUUUUGAAUAAUUUUUCUGUAUUUUUUUGAAAUAUUUAUUAUUAUGCGUGUUCAAAGUAAUUUCCGCGAAAUGCAAAAGUUAUUUCUGACUCUCCAAAAUUUAGUUAUCUUUUUCUUUCUCUGACCGAUAUUUUGAAUGUCACCAUAAAACUUCAAACACGGCAUUACUUUCAAAACUUUCAAGUCAAAAUUAAUUUAUUAAAAAAAUUUGGACGAUAUUUAAAAAAAUUACCGAUGGAUAAUAUAUACAUAGUUGUUAUAAUUUUUUUUUACGUUUUUUUCGGGAAAAAUGCAUUUUUUCAAAAGAUUUUUCAGGUCCCAUCGAACUUUCGUUGCAAUUAUGGGACAAAAAAAAUUCGAAAACGCCGAUUUCCACGAGAAAAGUCCCCUGGUCCAGUGGGCAACCUUUACCCAACCAGGUAGAACUUUCGUUUCUUCAAUAAAUUUGAAAUACUCGGUUAGAUAAACUACAACGAAGUGGAGGAACAAGUUCAAAUAAUUGGCAGUACGACGAUUGCCAGGAUUCCGAUGUCGUGAGUUUUAGAAUUGGAAGAAAUAUUUUAUAAAUGAUUUUUCCAUUGAAAAUCUUAAGGUCUAUGCUAUGCAUAGGCCGUAAAGGGAAGGAAAUGUGAGAAUUUUCUUUUAUUCAAAUCUUGUGGAAUAAAGUAAGAAAAGAAAGAUGAGAAAGCUUCUUUAGAGAUAUUUUUGAAAGAAUUGUCAAAAAAUCGUUUACGCUGCUUGAAUGUCCUUGCAUUUCCACCUGAAAAUGGUCCAUUUUGCUGCCUUUUUGCGUCCUUUUAUCGACCUGUUUUGACCCUUUUUCCACUUGUUCUUGUCCCUUCAAAACUCUGGGAAAUCGAAAAUCAGCGGUUUGCCUUAAUAUUUCUUUGUUUUUACCAUUAUUUAAUUUUUUUUUUAAUUCCCUUCUUCACUGAGAUGUAAUCAAUGGCAAAUAUGAAAAAAAAGAUACAUUUUGCUGCCCUUUUGGGCCCUUUUAUCAGCCUAUAUUCCCUUUUUUCAACUUUUCUUGAUCUAUCUUGUAGAGCUUUUCAUUGCGAAUCGAUCGAUGUACUUAAAAAAUCACAGAUGUAACUACUUUUGAAGAAAAAAGCAAUUUUAUUUCGAAAUUUGCUUUAAAUCAGUUUACAGAAAACUGUUUACAGUAGCCGUGAAUGAGAAGUUAUCGAGAAAAUUUUUGAGGAAAAUCAAAAUCGAAUCGAUCACGGCGUCGACGGCGGCCAAGCAUCGGUCGACACGCGUGCGGACUUUCGAAACUUUUGCCGUCGAUCCGGUACCGACCACCGAUAAUUCCAGUCUUUUUGCUGCCGUUUCCGCAGUCAUCGAAAAUCCGGUUGAGUAUUUUAUGAAAGCCUAGCAAAAUUAUGUCAAGGAUUAACGGGAAAUUUCGCGAUUUCAGCCCAAUUAUCGACUAUAGAAAUUAAUAUCGUUCUAGAAAAAAAAAAGAAUUUAUGUAAUUUUGACGAAAAACAGCUUUCAAUGUUUUGAAAUCCUCCAUUUUGUAAAGAUCCUACGUUUAUUUCAUUUUUUUUUCCAAAUCUUUGGUUUUUGUCGACUGAUAUUCUUCACUUCCAGUCGAAAGGAAAGCGCUGGAACAAGCUGGCGACGGAGCUGGAGGAGCUCAACGUGGCGGAGACGUCGACGAGCAGCCUGACGAACGGAUCUCUGAGCUCCGUCGAGCAGACGCAGCUCGUCGACGCCCUUCGGACCCACGUCGAAGAUCCCGAAACUGAAAAAGAAGCCUCCCGACGUCUUCUUUCUGCGAUCGUCUUCAGUCAUCUCCUCACUUUUAGGUUGCUUUUCUAGAAUCUGUACUUACUGAACUGAAGUUAAAAGUGUGAUUAUAAUUUUUAAACCAAUCUUCCCCGAAAAAAAAUUGAAAAUUAGGUAUAAAACGCCGGACCGCAACUUCAUAUAAUGGUUUUGAUUUUUUUGAGAAAAAGUCUCUAAUAUGAGCAAUAAUAAGCAAACAUGAGAUGUUAGAUUUUUUUAAAAAAAUUGAAUAAAAUUUAUUUGCACCUUAUUACAAACUUUGGUUGAGUUUCGUUAAAUUUUUCGUCGAGAUAUAGAUUUUUCGAAGGGUUCUACCGUAAUCCUUUGAGCCACCGUAUCUCGAAAACGGCUCGAGUGAUGAUAUUCCGUCCAAAAAAAUCUUGAAAAUCGUGUUCUACAACAUAUUUGAUUUGGAGAAAAUUUCACCCUAACGCUCAUUUUCUUUUUUCCAACUCAGCUUUUUUCCAAAUAAGCUCAUUUUCCUGUUGUAGAAAAUGAAAAUCAAAAAAAUUAGAACGGAUUUUGAGUUUGUGGGAGAAAAAGCCAGAAAAUCGAGCCCAGAGUGAGUUUUUCAUUCUUAGGAACGCCAGAAUGGUCACUAGAGGGGCAGCCCUAAGAGCUCUUAUAGGUUCUCCUCAAGGGACUACUUUUCCUCCUUCUAUAAGGGUUGCUCAAUAUCGCAAUAGUGGCAACUUUAAGGGAAUAUUCUAGUGGCCGCUGGAUGUCUUGUCACUUCGAAGUCAGAACAAGAAACUGAGAAGAAAAUUAUAGGGACUACUUAAGCGUCAAAGGUCAGACCCUCAAUUCCUACCAAACUUUGAGUUUUUUUUUCUACAGUAAGUCUGAAAUUGGGCGGGGUUUAAUAAAACCCGGUUCCAAAUAUUCAUGAGGUUCUUCACUUUCUAUGACAGCAAGAAGAGCUUCCAGGAACAAAGAUGAAAUUUUCGUACCAACGGUUAUUCGAAAAUCUUGGAGAACGUGUGCUAAGCCCUUUAGGGAACACUAUCUUGUCCAGGCGCUUUUUUUUUACCACUCUAGUGACCGCUCUGGCGAUCCUAUGUUGUUUCUUCAAUUAAGUUUUGAGCUUUCUGAUUCGGUUUCACGGUGAAAAAAGCCUAGAAUAUUUUUUUUUCCGAAUCUUGGCUUUUUGCGGGAUUUCCAGGAUGAAUUGAAAUUAUUUUACUAUGGAAUUUUUGAAUUACAGAAGCCAAGACGCGAUCUUGCGUUUGUGUCUGGCCAACGGUUUCAGCGACGUCGUCGAAUUAUUACUCUCAACUUCGAAAGAAGCCGUUUCGGAACACGUCUUGGCGGGAUACUUGAAAUUGGCGGCAAGGUUUUGUUUUUGAAAACUUUUCUUAGGAUCCAUGAGUUCAUUCGAUUAUUGCUUCACUUGAUUUCCAACUUACUUGUACUUAGGAACGUCAGAGUAGUCUCUACAGGGUCUCUUGUAGUACACCCUCAAGGAGCAUCUUACCUUCCCUGUAGGGGUUACAUAAGUUUGCAAAAGCGGCGGCUUUAGUGUUUAGUUUGUCAAAAAGAGCUUGCUAGUAAAUCCUAUGCGGCUUUUUAAUUUUCAAAUCUGAAAAAAAGACCCCUAUAGGGACCACUUAACUUUUAGGUUCUUAGAGGUCAAGACCUUGAUCCCUAAAGGGACCACUCAAGUUUCACUUCAUUAGGGAGAAUUUUUUGUCCACUAUAGGGACUGCUUCUCCGCAAUUCCGUUAGGGACCACUGUGACGUUCUUAAUAAAUGAAUUAGCGUCUUUUGAUAGAAAAAAUAUUUUUCUCAAAGUUCAUUGCCUCGCGAAAAAGUUCGUUUUUUUCGAAAAUGAUUCUAGAAAAAAUAAAAAUAAAGGGUCUAGGAUUGAGCAUUUGCUUAAAAAUAACGAGAUAGCCUCCACAAAAAAUCUGUAGCAAGAUAGAUUUCUUGAUUUCCCCUUAUUAUAAUUCAUCUUCUGCAGCUCAACCGAUGAAAAUCGAGCUAAUGAGAUUAUUUACUCGGUCCUGUCGCGAAAUUACUCAAGGCCGACCUUCGUGGAAGCCCUGUCGGAACAACUGAAUCCAGAAGAAAGCGUCGGGAUCAUGACCCGAUUGGUCGAGAUUUACAAGGAAUUCGAGCCGAAGAAUGCCAAGGAUCACCAAGUUUCCACGGAUUUCUCGAAAAAGGUUAGUUUUGAAGGGCUGGAAAUAGAACAGAAAUGAAAUAAAUGGAAUGGUCUAAAUGAACCUUUUAAAGACUUGAAAAAGCUCCUAAAAUGGGUGCAGGAAAGUUCCCUCCAACCCUCCCUUUUCAAGGAAAAAAACCCUCUUUUUGGCUUUUAUUCCAGAGUUUUUUAGGACUUGAAGAUUUUCUUUUUUUCAACGCUUUUUUUUCUCCUGAAAAUGAAUUUUUUGAUGGAAAGUCAAGAAAAGGCGUUAGAAACUACUUUUCAAGGCCUUUUCUCCUUUUUAGGUGCUUUUAGAUUUUACCUUUCAAUGCCUCUGUCCUUUUUCUCCAUUCUAUUUUUCUCGUUUUUCCUGUCUCUAACUGGAAAUUUCAUAGUUCAUCCUACUGUUUUGUUAUUUUGAGAAUAUUUGAGUUCAAAUAGCCAUCAUUAGCGGCUCAAAUAAAAGUCAGGUAAAAUUUUUAAGCGAAACUUAGUUCAACUAUUUUUUUUUUCAUUUGCUCUGUCUCUGUAUUUUUUCUUUUUUUUUUCUGACUGAAGUCCUCAUCUCAUUUUUGCGAUUUCAAGGCUCUCCAAUUGUUGGCGAUUCUUUUGGAUUCUCACGGCGCUCGUUUCGUUUGGGAAGAUGCUGUACACGAAAAAGCUGGCUCAAAUCUCAAUUUUUUUGUCAGAAGCAUGGUGUGUUUUUGAAGUUUUUCUCAACGAAAAGUUUUUCAUGGUAAUUAAUUUAAAAAUUAACAAAAAAAGGUCAAAUGAAAAAAAUGGUUGCUUUUUUUAAAAAAAAUAUGAGAAAUUUUUCCAGGAAAGUUCAUUUCGAAGAUACUUUGAAUAAAAAGAUAGUGGAAAAUUUUAGAAUUGAAAAUUAGUUGAAAACUUGGAAACGCUAGAAUGGUCUCUAUAGGGGCACUUAUAAAAGUCCUUCUAGGGACUACUUCUUAUAUGCGCCACCAAACCUUGCGAAAGUCACUCUAUAGGGACUAAAGCUCUAGGGGCUUAGGGGUCAGACCCUAGAGGGACCACCUAAAAUUUACUCCCGGAGGAGGCUUUUUUGUCCUCUAGAGGCUAUGCCCUUCUACCCCUAUAGGGACCACUUUGGCAUUCCUAGAAAAGCAAAAACUGUAGUAUUUGAGCACUAUUUGGUUCAAAUUUUUCAGAAUUUUUCAUAGUUUUUUUUUGAUUUUUUUUCUUUUUCAGAGCAGCCUCGUGGAUGCAUUCAAUAAGUUCGACGCCUUCGGGAAAAUUCAACCUCCCGAAGAUCGUCAAAAAGUCCGUCGGGUGGUCCUCGUCGAACACAAACUUGCUUGGUGA